AUGGACCUCUACACCACCUCGUUCACCUUCAAGCGCACGCCCUCCAGUGCACACCGGUCGCCGUCCCCGCCGCGAGCCCCAUCCCAAGGCAAGCCCGGCGCUGCUGCCAGCCCGACCCACUCGCACGGCCUAGGGCCGCAGGACGCCGCCCAGGCUGAGCGCGAAUGGGAGGAGGUGCAAAAGUUGUGCAACGACAUUACUGCGCGGGAAGGGUGUCUGGUCACUGUCACGCGCGAGUCUGCCGCUGCCGAGGGCCAGACGGACGAGGUGCCGGGCCUCGGACCGUCCGUGUUCAACUUUCACAUCUCGGGCGGAUAUCAGGCCGUCAUGGGUGCGCGUGGUGCCCUGUUGCGCGAGACGCCGCGCGACAACCGCACGACGCUCAAGGUCGCCCGCUCCGACAUUCUCGAAAAGCCCCUCGCGCCAAUGUCGCCCCUCAAGGCAGACGUAAAGCACCGUCUUGACGAGAUUGCCUCGGACACUCGCGCACACAUUGCUGUGCUCAACACUGAGAUCCCGGGCUCGGCUGGCGCGAGCGGCGCCGUGCUGGCCACGUCCGACCCCGACGCGGCCAAGGACGAGCAGCAGCCAUCGCCAGAGUCGACCGAGCAGCCGUCGCCUGUUGACGCAGCCGCCAACGGCACGCCUUCAGUGCCUUCCUACAGCCUCGAGACUGAGCGCAUGUGCGAGCUGGUCAUCACUGGCUCGGUCGAGAGCAUUGAACUCGCCAAGGUCCGACUCUUAGUCGUGCUGGAUGAGCUCUCGGGUCUGCACUCCGAGGCAUGUGAUAUCGAUUACAAGCUCCAUGCGAUUAUCGCCGGGCGUAAGCGAUCUGUCAUCCAGUCGAUCCAGGAGGAGACGGCGACGAACAUUUACUUCCCCACGCCACUGGUUGGCGUCCUCAACCCCCCGCAGCCUGGGUCCCAACAGGGCGUAGGCUACAACCGUGUCAAUGUCGGGUACGGAGCCCAGGGUGUGGCGCCGCGUAUGGGCGGUAUCAACUACGCCAGCGGCAUGGGCAUGGGUAUGCCUGCCGUUCCCCCCCCGCACACCCCGCAUGGCCCGCCGCCCCCGCAGCGUGGCUCAAACCAGCCAGUCUACAACCCUCAGCAGCACGUCCACUACCCGUACUCGCCCCAGCCGCUGCAUAUCAACCCCCAGACCACGCGCGGCAUGCCGUACACUGGUCCUGGCGUUCAGCAGUGGUCGAUGCCGACCGGGCCUGCCGGUCCCCACGGUGGACCUCAUGGCGCCCCCCACCCCGGCCCUCACGGCCACGGCCCGCACGCGCCUCACGGCCCCCCUCCCCACCAGCAGGGCCCGAUUCAGAUGACCCCCACAGGCAUGUCAGGCAUGAGCCAGAUGGGCAACGGUCACGGCGGACCAGGCUUUGGUAACCGUGCCAUGGGGUCUCCUAUGGGCCAGCCGAUGGGCCAGCCAAUGAUUGGCAUGUCGCCCAUGGGCUUUGGUCAGAGCCACAUGCACGUCUCGAUGGGCACCGCGCCCAUGGGCGGUAUGCCUCUCGGCCCCGGCGAGAUGGGAAUGGGACAGUUCGGCCAGGGCCCUCACCCCGGCCUCUCGGUCCACUCUGGCGAGCAGGGCAUGCUCGGCAAGGCCAGCCAGAUCUGGAUCACUGGCGAGUUCUUUGGCGUCCAGCGCGCCAGAGACAUGCUGCUUACUGUCGCGGUGCAAAAGAGCAAGCUGGUCAUCUCCCGCGACACUGCCAUUCUCCCCCGCAAGCUCGACUGGCUGUUAUCUGAGCGUAUUGACGACAUUCGCAACAUCAUGUGCGACAACGGCACCUACAUCCAGGUGCCAUCAGUCGGCUCCCAGGCCUCCCUGAUCACGGUCUUUGGUGACCACAGAGUCAACAUUGAGCGCACCAUUCGGAGCGUAAUGGCUCUCGCUUGCCAGUUCUACGUUGCCAGCUUCUGGCUGUUGCCCGUGUCAUUCGACGUCCUCAUGCCCCAGGCGACGCUCAACCCACCUCAAAUGCAGCCCAUUCUGAAGCGCAUCUCGCACGCUACCGGCGCUGAGGUCGUCUUCAAGAGCAACUGCUUCGAAAUGCACGGCCUUGAGAAGGAGGUCCAAGCUGCCGUGGUCAAGGUCCUCGAGCUUGACGUCAUCAAGUCGUUCCACCACGAGAUCCGUUUCCAGAUUGAGCUCGCCAACGAGCACCGCGAGUUCAUCUCGGGCAAGAAGAAUGGCAAGAUCAACAAGAUUAUGAAGGUCUGCGGCGUUCGCAUCAAGUUUGAGACCUUCAACGACUACAACUUCCUCAUGGACAUCUCUGGCCAGGACAUGGCCGCACUGCAAGGCUUGUCGAUGCUCCAGGAAGAGCUGCCUGCCGAAGUGUCGUUCCAUGUCCCCGAAGGCUACCACAAGCGCAUCAUCGGCGUCGGCGGCAAGAACAUCCAGCGCAUCAUGAAGAUGUACGGCGUGUACGUCAAGUUCUCCAACGCGGAAGAAUUUGCCCAGCUCGGCGGAUACCUCGACAACGAGGACAAUGUCGUUGCGCGCACGCCGGCAAAGAAUGCCAUCGCCCUCGAGUCGCUCAAGGCCGCUGUCAUGGAGCUAGUUAGCCCUAAGGACAAGGACUACACCAUCGACAGUGUCAACAUCCCCCGCCGUUACCACCGCACUCUUCUCGGCGAGAAGAGCAUCUUUAUCCACGAUAUUGAGCGCAAGACCAACUCGACUGUCCGCUUCCCUAACAAGGAGACGGCGUCGGACACGGUCACAAUCUUUGGUCCCGAGAGCCAGGUGCACAUUGCCGUUGCCAUGCUGCUCGACCACGUCCCCUUCGAGGCGGACCUGCACGUCCCACCCAGCGCCGAGCUCACGCGCCUGGUGACGUCGACCGAGUUUGUUCUCUUCACCGAGCGCAUCAAGCGCGACCACCAGAUUGCCAUCUCGCCCUCGCCCAGAUUCGGCCAGGGUGACGAGGCCAUCUUCAAGUUCCGCUGCCAGCGCAGCAGCAUCGACUUUUUGAGCACUGUCCACGAUUCGCUCGAAGAGUUCCUCGCAAAGCACAACUUGCAAGUCUACCUCCCGAAUGCCCAGAAGCGCGUCGACUCGUUUGCCGACGCCUUCUCACACUUUGACUCCAAGCUGUUGUCUACCAGCAAGGCGGACGGUACCGACGGCGACUCGCGCCCCAACCGCCGCCCCCAGGUGUCCCCUACCAAUGUCAAGGCGCUGUUUGACGGCUCGGCUCCCGCUUCGGCGUCGUCAAACGUCCCCACCACGCCGUACGGUGACAACAACCUUGGGUUCGCUGGCCCCCUGGCCUUCAAUGUGCCCGACUACUGGCAGCCAGCUGCUCCCGGCGCGCCUCCAGCAGCCCCUGGUGGGCCCUCGGCUCCCGGCGGUCCCAACGAGCUCUCGAAGCGCGGUUCCGACUCGACGCUGGAAGAGAAGCUGCGCAACAGCGGCGGCUCGGUGCACCCGACCCCGCACCACACUCCAGGCCACGCGCACGCCUUGUCCCAUAGCCACGCACACCCGUCGCGCGCUGUCGGCACCCGGACCCAGAGCUUAGACAUCACGCAGCUCAACUUUGCCCGUGCGCUUGGAGGCCCGCAGGCAAGCUUCGCGCCUGUGCCCCCGAGCCCGACCACCACGAGCUCGCCCAACACGGCCACUGGCACCUACUUCCCGCCAGCCAACGCCAACAACCAGCGGUUCAACUCGUCGACCGUCGACGGCGUGACCCAAGGCUUGGCGAAUGUGCAGGUCUCGCACUCGUAAACUGUCUCGAUUACUGUACCCUCAGCGAUACCUCUCAUCGGAUUCUCCUCAUUUGAUGCCCUGUCGCCCUCGUACCCACACUCAUUCGACUACCCUGCACACCCCGACACCAUCUGCAAAUCUAGCCAUCUCCAUCAACCUCUACCAUUACUACCCUGCACCACGCUCACCCCGAAAAACAUCACUACCCGCCCGCUUUCUCUUGCGCCAGCCCCAACCGACCAAAAAACCUGCCACUCCGUACAGCUGCUCAGCCCACAAAACUCAAUGUGGCUGUUGAGGCGAUGCAUUUCUGACGUGUACAAACAGUCUAGCGUGGUCUAGAUCGACGAGAGGGGGUUGGAUUGUACAGGGCGCCCCGGGUCGCCAUGAUUGAAUGAGAGUGUAACUAAUGUGAUGGAUGCUCAAGCUACUCUUCCUUGCCUUCGGCCUCCUUCUCCUUCUUCUUAUUGUUGUUGUUGUCUGAUGCAGUAGGUGUAGGGUUCUUGGGGAACCACUUGUUUGUAAUCUUGCCGAGGAUAUUGACGGCGCCUCCGUCCUGGAUAUCCUUGACCAUGCGCUCGACCAUGCGCUUGUGCACGCCCUCGGAGAGGACGUCCUUGUUGGCGUGGGCGACGCGGAACGGCGCGCCAAACACCUUCUCGACGUUGGCAGGCAGGUUGACGAUUGGCCCAAAGACGGACAAGAGCGGCACGUGGACCAUGCGCCCGUUCUCGGCCCAGUCGAGCCACUCAAACCCGCCCGUGCUCUUACGCGCCAGGUCGGCCGGCGCGUGCCGGCUCAGCGGGCCAAAGUCGUAGAUGCCGUCGUCGCCCUCCAGCUCCUCCUGGUAUCGACCGACGACGCCCUCAGUCGUGCCCUUGACGUAGACGAUCGAGUAUGGGCUGAUGCCGACACGCAGCGCCUCGAACGGCGCGCGGACGGCGUCGGCCAGCGUCCACGCCGGCGAAGGGGUUGGUUUGCCGUCUGGCGUCGAGCCGCCGCGUAGCCGCGCGAGUGCGUCGCUCUGCGUCGUCUGCACCGCCACCCGCUUGCGCAGACACCACAUGCGGCACAUUGCCGGCGCGUCAGCCUGCUGCGAGCACCACGUGAGGCACUUCUCCUUCGGAGGAGUCACGGCUGGCACGGCGUGUCGUGCUGGCGCCGCGAGGUGGAAUGAGGCGGGAGGGGCGGCCAGCUGCUCGACCGGCUCGGAGGAGCUAGGCGUCGAGGAGAUGGAGGACGACUCGCUUUGCUUGGAAGCAAGGGCCGAUACAGUUGACGGGCGUGGCCCGGCCGCGUCGGCGAUCAGCCGCGCCGUCAAGGCCGCGCGCCCCUCGACCUCCUCUGCCAAGGCUUUGCGCACCUUGGCGGCCUCCUCGUCGGAUCCCAACGGCUGGGACAUGAUGGGGAGGGCAACAGGCUUGCCAUCGUUGUCCACUUGGACGGGAACCCAGGUGAACGUUUUCGGUAGGUCGCCCGGCUUCAGCGACUUCUGUAUCGAUACGUUAACUCCCGAGCCUCGGUUGAGGGACGAGGUGACCAUCUGGCUGAGAUUGGCUGCGUGCUUGCCGACAGAGUCGGGUAUGCGUGGAGUGCCAACAACCUUGCCAUCGGGGCCGAUGGGCACGGGAAUAAACGUUUUAUUGCCGUUAGGUUUGACGGCCAUAGCCUGGGCAACGAUCGGGGGCGGGGGCACGGUGGAGUCCACAGCGGCAGUCGGACCGAAGGCGCCCGUCGACACGACGCCGCCACCGGCUUUGGCAAAUGUUGCAGCGGCGGCCGAGUCGGACGGUGGCGGCGGACGCGCCCGCCCGAUCUUGCGCACGUCCUCGAGUAGACCAGCGGUGAGCUGCGAAGCUUGGUCCUGCGGGACGUUGGGUGGCAGUCGCGGUUGGCCAACUGGCUGGCCAUCAGGGCCCACAGGGACGGGCACGUAGUGAAUCACCUCGUCAACUUUGUGACUCAAGCCGUUUCUCUGAACCGCUUCAUGGCAAAGGCGCACGGAAGUCGGUCCGCGCGUCCGAAUGGCUCGAAGCAGUUCCGCAGAAUGGUGCACCGCCGUGUUAUUCGGCUGCUGCGCAACGGUGGGAGCUACGCCGAUCUGGUUGACGGGGAUGCCCAACUCGUUGACGGGGACCGCGAUCCAGUGGUGCCGUUCUUCAUGGUCUGACUUUGCGCCAUUCGGAUAGUAUGGGAUCGAGGCCCAGCCAGGACGCGAAGGGAGCAAAGACAUGUCACCUUGCUUCGACGGUGCCAAGUCCGUACUGCCCUCGGGCUGGCGGCGGCCAAACGCCUUGAUCAGUGCGGCGUUGAACUGCCUCGCGUCCGCGGCGUCGGCGGGCCGGAGGGAUCCAACGCCCUCCGGAUCCCUCGGCAGUCCAUUCCUGUCCACGGGCACGAGAACGAAUUUUAGCAGGUCGUCUGCCUCGGACCACACGGCGGUGCUGUUCUUGGCGUGGACACGGGAAGCAGCCCAGGCGACGUUUGCCUUGAUGGUCGCUGCCACGUCGGGGGGUGUGCCCGGUGGCAAGAAGAUCUCGCCAACGUCGCCGUUGGUGCCAAUGGGUACGGGCACAUAGUGCACUUGGCGCUGUGGCUCUGCGACGGAGAGGUGCAUGUCACCGUCGCUCGCGGAGGGCAGGCGUGAUGGCACCUGCACACCCUGCGGAGUAGGAAGGGCGAGGAACCGCAGGUUGAUCUUCGGCACGACAUAGCUGUACCCCUUGACGCUCGAGUCUUUGAGAAUGUCUAGUGCGGUGAAGUGCUCGAUAGGCCGUGUUGGUGGCAACUUGGCGGCGAGGACGUCGGCUGCCGUCGGAGGCUGCGUCGGCAACGGUGGCGGUGCGCUGCCGCUUGCUGGCGGCGGCAAGUCUUCUGGCGGUAUGGCCAUUGUAAGAGUGUCGUGAGCGCGAUUGCGCGGGUCGUGAAAUGCGUCUGUCUAUAUGAGAUGAAGAAGAAAAGGAAGGCGGAGUGAUGGGGGG
Molecule: messenger RNA, 6713 nt
Organism: Vanrija pseudolonga
Lineage: Eukaryota; Fungi; Basidiomycota; Tremellomycetes; Trichosporonales; Trichosporonaceae
Gene: mug60
Product: KH domain protein
Exons: 2
Coding region: 1-3750 (1249 amino acids)
Cellular component (GO): cytoplasm
Molecular function (GO): RNA binding
Source: RefSeq, a predicted model, not a curated record